Molecule: messenger RNA, 1553 nt
Organism: Pistacia vera
Lineage: Eukaryota; Viridiplantae; Streptophyta; Magnoliopsida; Sapindales; Anacardiaceae
Product: (-)-germacrene D synthase-like
Exons: 6
Coding region: 1-1491 (496 amino acids)
Biological process (GO): diterpenoid biosynthetic process
Molecular function (GO): terpene synthase activity; magnesium ion binding
Source: RefSeq, a predicted model, not a curated record
AUGACGCGUUUUACUUGGAUUUGCUUAUGUACGAAACUGAUGAUGAGAAAGCUACAGGAACUAAGGGAAGAUAUUAAGAAAAUGCUAAAGGCUGACGUUGACAAGCCCGCAGAGAAACUUGACUUGGUUGACACAAUUCAGCGUUUAGGGGUGUCUUGCCAUUUUCAAACUUACAUCGAUCAAAUCUUAGAGAAAGUCUACAAGGCUGACGAAGACAGUGACAUUUUCAACAAGUUCAAGGACAACAAUGGUGACUUCAAGGCAUCUCUUGCGGAGGACAUUGGAGGAAUCUUAAGCUUUUAUGAAGCCACACAUUUCAGGGUGCACGGAGAAACUAUACUAGAUGAAGCGUUUGUUUUCACUACCACUCUUCAUAAGUCCAUGGCAACCCAACUCAGUUCUCCACUUGCAGCGCUAGCUCACUUUAAGCAUGCCUUAUAUCAACCCCUUCGCAAGGGCUUACCAAGGCUGGAGGCAAAUCAAUACAUGACAAUCUAUCAAGAAGACUCUUUGCACAAUGAAGUUCUGUUAACUUUUGCAAAAUUAGAUUUUAACAUAUUACAAAAAGUUCACCAGAAGGAACUCAGUGAUAUCACAAGGUGGUGGAAAACUUUAGAUGUUGAGAAUAAGCUACCUUUUGCAAGAGACAGACUGGUAGAGUUAUACUUUUGGAUAAUGGGAGUGUAUUUUGAGCCUGAUUAUGGGUAUGCUAGGAGGAUUCUGUCCAAAGUGAAUGCCAUGUGUUCCAUCCUUGAUGACAUCUAUGAUGUACACGGUACAAUUGAAGAACUUGAGCUUUUCACUACAGAAACUGAGAAUGUCAGUGCUAUGCAUCAACUGCCAGAGUAUAUGAAAAUUACUUAUGGGGCUCUCCUUGACGUUUACGGAGAAAUUGAGAAAGAUAUGGCCUUCAAAGGAAAACUAUACCGCCUUGAUUACGCAAAAGAUGUGAUUAAGAUUUUAGUAAUAGAUUACUUCAACGAAGCUAAAUGGUGUGACAAAAAAUAUGUACCAACAAUUGAAGAGUAUUUGUCUGUUGCAUUACUUACCAGUUGUCACCUAACGUUAGCUGCCACAUCAUUUGUGGGGAUGGGAGAUGUAGUAACCCAAGAAUCAUUUGAAUGGGUACUCAGCAACCCCAAAAUCGUUAAGGCCUCCGCAAUAAUUGGCAGACUCAUGAAUGACAUUGCAGGUCACAAGGAUGAGCAAAAGAGAGCGCAUGUUGCUUCAGCAGUUGAAUGCUACUUGAAUCAGCAUAAUGUUUCUGAAGAAGAGGCAGUUAAAUUACUUCGCGAACUAGUUGAGGAUGCUUGGAAAGAUAUCAUUGAGGAAUUUAUUAAACCAGCUGCUGUUCCAAUGCCUCUGCUUGAACGGGUUCUUAAUCUUACACGCGUUAUUGAUCUCCUAUACAAAGAAGAUGAUUGCUACACCAAUUCUCAUUUGAUGAAGCGCCUUGUGGCCCCAUUGCUCACGGAUCCUGUACUGCUGUGAAGAUUAUUCCAGGGACUGAAUAAUAUUCCAUUUAGUACAUUCCAAUUUGCACAUGGAAUAAC